Lagenorhynchus albirostris (white-beaked dolphin) is the source of this 5160-nucleotide messenger RNA. RefSeq names its product mab-21 like 3 (gene MAB21L3). The transcript is spliced from 7 exons. Bases 328 to 1416 code for a protein of 362 amino acids. The record is from RefSeq and is a predicted model, not a curated record. Lineage: Eukaryota; Metazoa; Chordata; Mammalia; Artiodactyla; Delphinidae.
CCAGGCUCCUCAGUUGUCCCUGUUCAUUGCUUUCCCCGCUCACAACUGGCAAGUGUCACCGGACCCUAGCACGAGAGAAGAAUGCCACUUUCAGCAUUUUGAUCAGCUGCGGUACUGGAGCAAUCGAGAUGAAAGAUGGAUGCUCACAAUUUGGAAAUGAGAGCUUGAAUGACGAAUUGAGAAGGCAAGUCUGUGGUCCACAUACACAGUCCCAGAGAAAUUCAGCACCCAGAGACUAAUAUCACUGAGAAAUCUAUGCACAAGUGCUCUCUCUGCUGAGAGACAAACCAAGACUCUGCUGUUCUGCUCGGCAUAGUCCAAGAAGACAUGAAAUCCCUAAUGGAAGGAAACUUAGAAGAUUGCCUGCUGAAUAAGGUGGACUUGAGGCGCCAGUGGAUUUCCCAGACGGUGGAAGAGGUGCAGAAAAUUGUCCAUCGUCUGACCACAGAAAUCAGCUACCAAGACAUUCGAUUUCAAGCCGUCCUUUACUCUGACACGUACAAUGAGAACAUUAAGGUUUUGGCCCCCACCCAGCUCCUCAUCACAGUCCCCAUGAGAGGCCUGGCCGGGUACAGGGAGGCCCGGCAGCAGCGCUGGCGCUACUACACCCUGCAGGGCGCCCGGCUGCCCUGCCCCCUGCGGGACCCAGAGGGCCUGCAGCAGUGGCUGGAGGUGGAGCAGUUUCUGAAGAGCCUGUGGCAGUGGCACGAGGCAGAUGUGAACAUUGACGGAGACAUUGUGCCCGCCAAGGUCCUCCAGGUGUUCCGGAAACUGGUCGAAAACGCGAUUGAAACCUGUCACCUGUCAGGUAAGGUCAGCAUGCUAAUGGACCGCCCUGCAGUUCGAGUUGCCGUGGAAACCUCCACAGGUCUGGUGGAACUAGAGCUGACCCCCUCAGUGGAGAUCCCCACCGCCUGGUCCAAGAAAGCCCGGUGGCCUUCGUGUCUGAAGCGCUGGCCUUCUGCAGAGAGAGUGCAGUGCAUCAAGUCAUUUGGGUUUAGCUUGUUGGCCUGUUCAAACUAUCACUGGCAGCUGAGCUUCUUGCGGGCUGAACGGGUGCUGCUGGAGCAGCUGGAUGAGGACGGGGGCUGCCGCAGGAAGUGUCUUCAGGCCAUGAGGCAGAUGAAGGAGGACGUCUGGUGUCCAGGGAAAAGACCUGUGAUCACAUCCUACCACCUUCAGACAGUGCUGUUCUGGACUUGUGAGAAGUAUCCCCACCCAAAGGACUGGCGGGUCUUCAGCAGAGCGUUCCUGCGCCUAGUAAGGAAGCUGCACAAGUGCGUGAGCCAGCACUUUCUGAAACACUACUUCGUGCGGAAGAGCAACCUCCUGCGGUACGCCAAUUCCGGCGAGCUGGGGGCCCUGGCCCAGAAGCUGGCCUUCUUCCUGCAGAACCCCCAGGUCAGCCUGCCCUGAUGCUGCCCUGCGUGGGACGCUCUUGGACAGUUCAUUCAAGCUUGACCUCACUCUCUGUGGAUUGUUCCUCAGUCAGAGGCCAGCAUCCUGCCCAGGAGAGAAGCAACGGACGGCAGAGGAAAAUUCCAUCCACCCAGCAGCACUUCAGGGGGGAAAACCUGUGCCCCAAGAUGUCUGGUCCAGGCCUCCCUGCAGCCAAGCAACCAUUUCUGCCCCGACUAGCUACCUCUUUGGGAGACGGCUCUCAUCAGGCUUCCCCAAGCCAUAGUUUCCGAACCGAUGACAGUUCUGAAUUUAUUUUCCCUUGCUCAGGCUCUGGUUGUCUGUCAGGGAAGAUGUAGAGAGAACCCCCGGAAGGUCAGGCAUCAGCCUGCUGCCCACGAGUGGUUCUCCAGCCCACUGACCAUGGGCUCAUUAUGUUUCCAUUUGUAAAAUGGGAUUGUUCAUAUGCCUCCCUCAGAGCAGGGCUGCGAGCCUACGGACUGUGCUGCUGCCCUUUCAAGGGGAAGGUGCUGGACCAACACAAAGUGUUCCUCAUUGGUUCAGUGGCUGGUGUUGGCAUUCAGGAUCAGUAUCUACACCACUGAUUAAAUGAUUACGUCCGAUGGGUGAGCAUGCCCGUGUGCCCUCCAGUUCUCCUAAACUGUGGAUCUGCCUGCUUCCCUGGUGUUCUCUAAGAAGGCAGGAGUGGUUUUGAUGACUAGUGCAGUCAAAGAUGAGAGCACAGCAACCCCAGUGACUGCCCUUCCUUGCGUCCCAUGCCGUGGGUCAGGGAUGAGACGUCCUUCUAUUUAUGGAAUGAACUCGGUACUGUGACCUGCAUGGAAUGACUUUGGUGUCACUCACCUCUCAGUUCCUUCCUUUGCUCACUUAGCGGUUCACUUCCUCAUUCAUUGAUAAAUAUAUACGCAUUAGGUACUGGGGAUGCCGCAAGAGCAAGAUGGGCAGGGACUCACCUGAGGCAGAUGAUGCCUGAUGGUAAAGACAGGAAAUGAACAACAGAUAAACACAUUUGAUUAUUACAAAUUGUAGCAAGUGGGCUGAAGAAACAGAAUAUGGAAAUAGAGCCACAGAGAGAUCCUUGAAGGAUGAAAAUGCAAACAGCUGAAAGGGAAGAAAAGGGGGCCAAGGGCAGACUUAGAGGGGCUGGCAUGAGCCAGAUCGCUUGGCCUUGUAAACCCGGUAAGGAGUUUGUAUUUUACUCUAAAAUCAGAUGUGUGAUGUUUGACCUCUCCAGAAGCAGAAGGGUAUUAUGAUUUGAUUUGCAUUUUAAAUGCCCAUUCCGGCAACUGUGUACAGGGGGUCUGGGGACCCACACGAGGAUGGGGACGCUGAAGGCCCUUGAGCCCACUCCUUUUGAAUUUCACCGAGGUCCUCGAGGCCACACAUCCUGUGACACACACACCAGGAAUUCUAGGCGUUCUCUGGAGAGCCGUAGUUUCUUCUGGCACCUACUUACGCUUCGCAAUUCAAGGGAACCCCUUAUUACUUAGAACAUUUUCCCUAGAUAAAUAAUUUCUAGAAGCAAGAACUGCUGAUUCUUUUUAAAAUAAAAGUCACGUAUGAAAAGGAAGACAAUUAUUUUUACAAAAAUAGUGUAACCAAGUGGUGGGGUCCUUGGACCGCCACAUAGGAAAUCAUGGUUUUAAAAUGUUGAACAAACUUACAAUCAGUCUAUAGUUUUUGAAAACAUGAAAGUAUGAACAAACCAAUAUUUUAUAAAGUCAUCAAAACCUGCAUGCAAAUUCUCAUAUUCUUGGAUCCUGAGAAACAUUUUCGAGAAGGUAGCAGUUAUAUAUCUUUUAAUGAUGAAAACAACUGACACAAGUUUUGAAACAGCUGCACAGUCACGGAAUGCCAAGUGAAAGUUGACUGUACCAUUGAUUUGAAAUGUAUGUAUAUGUAUGGGAAGGAGUGGGACUGACAUACUCCACAGUCUGAUUCCAGUAGAUUCUUCCCACCUUUCCCUAUGGAUUUGUAGUUUUUGAAUGAAGUAGGGCUGUCUGCACAUUCCUGGGUGUUCCUAACUGCUGGCCAGCAGAGAGCAGUGGGGGACUGCCUAUGAAAAGAGCCAGGUUCCCACCCACGCACCGCAGAGCCCAGCAGGUGUCGCCCUCCUCAGCUCAUAAUUUACACCGGGCUUCUCCAAAAAGGGAACCAGGGACUGAGGACUUCAGCUGAGUUGUUGGCCUUUACUGCCGUUUUGGUCAAAAACUAUAGUCUUUUUGAUUAAAGCUCAGAUUUAAAAAGGGAGUGUAUGAGAGGACAGUUCAUCUAGUCUGUUUCCUGGGACAGAUUGCACAGCUCUGAAAGUCUAAUAAUAUAAUAGUACUCCUUUAUUCGGAAGCUUUUUUUCUUUAAUUCUCCAAAAGCCUUUUUUCGUGCAUCUCCACUCUUCUCGGCCCCAGACUGUUUUUCAGUGGAAUCGUUGGCAUUCAGAGACUGCAACUGAUCUGCUUGCAUUCGCAUCCCAGCUCUUACACUGUACCUGCAUGCCCUUGGCAAGUUGUUCCACCUCCCUAAAUCUCCAUUUCUUUAUGGGCAUUGUUAUGGGCUGGAUUGUGGCCCCCAGCCUCCAAAUUCACAUGUUGAAGCCCUAACUUCCAGUACCUCAGAAUGUGACUGUAUUUAGAUCUAAGGCCUUUAAAGAGGUGAUGAAGUUAAAAUGAGGCCGUUAGGGUUUGGGCCCUAAUCCAAUAGGACUGAUCUUCUUAGAAGAAGAGGUAGAGAGACACCAUGGGCAAGGGUGCAAAGGAAAAAGGCCAUCUGCAAACUGAGCAGAGGCCUCAGGAGAAACCAGCAAGGCUAGCACCUUGAUCGUGGGCUUGCAGCCUCCAGAACUGUGAGAAAAUAAUUUUCUGUCGUUUAAGCCAUGCUGUUUAAGUCUGUGGUAUAUUGUUAUGGCGACCCUGGGAAAUGAAUACAUCAUAAGAGAAUAUAUACCUCACUACUUUGAUGGGGGAAUAAAUAGAGCAAUGGAUGUACAAAACUCUUCGUUUAGACGUGGCAUGGAAUAACUGUGGAAUAAAUGUGUAGCAUUUUAGAUGCCUACUCCUCAUGUCCGUUUGUCCAUUUGAUAACUACCACCACCCCACAGAUAAAUUCUUCACAAAGAAAUUAGAAACCAUCACAAGGAAAACAUGCCCAAAAUACACCACAUAUUCCAUAAACCCAUCUUCUCCUUUGUCACUCUUGUUGCAAUAGAGGAAUAUCUCUCCUGAUUUCUCCAUGUUUGAUGGGCUGGCCCCCCCGGCUUCUCAGGGCCGUCUUCCCUGUAGCAUCCUCCACACCCUACCCCAACCACCACCUGCCUCUCUUCCUCCCUUUCUAUCCAGCUUCCCGAAUUAUUAUACAUGUGUCUCCACUUCCUUACCUCUUCACACUUUUCUAAUUGUAAAAAAUAUCAUACAUGCGAGAGUCUAAACUGUUUCAAGAAUUAUAGUAAAACAAAUACCAAUAUACUCACUGUCUAGGUGAAAAAAAUAACAUUUUGCCAAUACUUUAGAAUUCUCCUAGGUGACCCUUCCGUUCCUUAGCCCCCUCUCUCCCUGAACGUAGGUAAUUGUGAUCCCAAAUUUUAGGUUAGUCAUUCUGCUGCUUUUCUUUCAUUCUACCACCUAUCAUAUUUCAUUGAACCUAAGCCCCCAACAAUUGUGAGAUGCAUUAUUACUUCAUGUCUAAGAAAGAAAAAGUGCUGCUAAGGGUAAUUACAAAACACCACUGAUUAUAAGAUGCAUCCUAAUU